Molecule: messenger RNA, 563 nt
Organism: Mucor mucedo
Lineage: Eukaryota; Fungi; Mucoromycota; Mucoromycetes; Mucorales; Mucoraceae
Exons: 1
Coding region: 215-376 (53 amino acids)
Source: RefSeq, a predicted model, not a curated record
CUUCUAUAUCUAUAAUAAAUAUCAAACGAGAAAAAAAUGCGCUCGGUUACGAUUUUACUCAUCACACUCGGUGUCCUUUUGAGUUUCGCACAAGCUAAACUAUCAACUGAUGUAAAGCGUGCAAGAUUUAAUCGGCUGAAUAAAAAAAGAGCAUUGAUAGGAGAUAUCCUUAACUUUCAAGGCGGUGAUCUUAUUUCGUUAUUCGGUAGCAGGUAUGAUCUUGGUUCCAGCUACGGCCAGCGCAAUAAUAAUGAUUAUACAAUUAAUAGUCAUAACAAUGAAAUGCCAUCUAUGGACCCAGAUUUUCCAUUUGAUGGGUUCUUUGAUGACAAGGACUUUCUUGACGAUCCUGAGGUACCUGGUGAUGGGGACAUAGUUGACGAUGGCGACAGAGAUUUUCUUGAUGAUGAUGACAGGGACUUUCUUGAUGAUCCUGUUUUCCCUGGGGAUGAUACUGAUUUGCCUAGCGAUGGCGAAUUUAUUGGAGGCCAAGCUGGGAUCAAUGGCAACCGUAUCAAUCAACUGAACAAUGCAGAUGAUGAUGAGGAUGACGAAGACGAAGA